This is a messenger RNA of Aspergillus affinis, 1488 nucleotides long. RefSeq lists its product as uncharacterized. Lineage: Eukaryota; Fungi; Ascomycota; Eurotiomycetes; Eurotiales; Aspergillaceae. The transcript has 2 exons. The record is from RefSeq and is a predicted model, not a curated record.
CUGGACGUUGAAAUCUCCUCCUACUUUCACCAGAUUACCGAGCGGACCCGUAAUGUGACGGCCGUCUUUGAUUGUUGCCAUUCGGGCAAGAUCGCACGGAACUUGCUAAAUGGUGGAAAUGCCGUCCCUAAGGGGGUGUCCAGACUUCGUUCAGAGGUGCUCGAGAAUCGUACGCGACAGCUUCAGAGUGAUGGAAAGCUGGACCCAUCUAAGAUCACCAGUCUGGAGGGCAAUCCACAUCUAGUACGAAUUGUCGCGUGUGCCGGUAGAGAAACAGCUUGGGAAAACCAAAUCGGGCCGCUUGGAGGUCAAGGAGCGAUGACGGAAGCCCUGGUGGAGGUCAUGCGUCAGUUUCUAUCACGCCCCGUGGAGGUGUCAUGGCGGAAGAUCAUGAUGAGAGUCUCGGAGCUAGAGGCGAUUGACUUUCCCGACCAACGCCCACACGUUGAGGGCCCCCAUGAACACGUCAUGUUCCCCUUGGAGAGGAAAAGCUUCGCCGCAGUUCCCGUAAGGCUGGAGGGUGAGACGCUUAUUCUCAAGGCUGGUCGUUUGGCUGCGGUACAUGAAAACAACCAAUAUAUAAUCAUGCCAUACGGAUAUCACGAGGCGAUUCCUAGGGAGAAGAUCGGCAUUGCAUCAGUAAAGGCAGUCGGGGCCUUUGAGGCUGUUCUGAAGGCAUAUCAAAAUAUAGGCCUUGAACGACUCAGCCUGGCAGACGGCUUCUGUGCCUCCUUCGGCUUUGGGUCCACCGACAAGUACGAAGCCGUGAAGCAGGCAGCUAACCAAGCAAGCUUAUUAUCUCGAGCGAGCCACCUCCUCAAUCUCAAGGCAGCUGAUGGGGAGGUCUUAGAGCACAAUCUCCGGGUAGCUUUCGAAACGUUUCGCAACCGAGAAAAGCUGCCCCUAGACGGCACCGUCCAUAUCAAUGAUGGAGAUUAUGUCCAAAUCAAGCUACAAAAUGAGGGAAACGUACCAUUUGUCUCACUGUUCAACAUCAAUGUGGCUGGAUCGAUAAGUCUGGUAACGGGAAGCUCGCCCAGAGGGGUCGAGCUUAAACCGCAGGAGCCCUAUACAGUUGGUAAACGACAGUUUGACGGGACGCUCGACGGCCUGCGAGUUUCCUGGCCGCCCCUCCUACCACCAAGCACGGGAGCUUCUGUCUCGGAAAGUUUUCUGUGUAUUAUUUCAAGCGCGGCAGUAGACCUCCGCAUUCUCGAGACUCCUCGUCAGCCCCGACCAAGGAAGUCUUGGAGCGAUCUAUCUCAAUUGGAAAAACUGGCGUACGAUUUGGCAUACGGUCAAGGUCGAGACUGUGAAAAGGAAAGAGCACCUGGUAUUCGAUGGAAUCUGCUUCGCGUAACUUUCAGGUUGCUCUAUCCCCAAGUGUUUCAGUCAGAAAUUUCAUACAUUUUUGCUAUAGAAAAGAUGGUGGCUAGUGCAGUAGUUGCGUUGGUACGGCUUCAAGGCCUACCGGCGCCCUGUCAGUAA